Molecule: messenger RNA, 1326 nt
Organism: Lachancea thermotolerans CBS 6340
Lineage: Eukaryota; Fungi; Ascomycota; Saccharomycetes; Saccharomycetales; Saccharomycetaceae
Product: amidohydrolase family protein
Exons: 1
Coding region: 1-1326 (441 amino acids)
Molecular function (GO): hydrolase activity, acting on carbon-nitrogen (but not peptide) bonds
Source: RefSeq, a predicted model, not a curated record
AUGCAACUGACUGCCAUUGAUGUCAACGAAAGAAACAACAAGUCCCUUGAAGACUUGGUUACUCCUUGGAAAAUCCCGCCUUUAAAAGAUUAUUACAUCAAAAACGCAAAUCUCGUGGAUGUCAGGGAAGGAAUAACUAAGCCCGGUGCGCAUAUUUUUACGUCAGGGGGCUUCAUAACCAAUAUAUGUUUCUCAGACCAUGAAGCCGAUAAAUGUACUUCAGACAAAUUUGAGAUUAUUGAUGCAACGGGAAAGUUCGUGAUGCCUGGACUGUUUGAUAAUCAUGUCCACGUAACAUCUGUUCCUGGUGAGACUGACUUGUCUAAAACUCUGAAUAUGCCAAAAACCCGCGCUCUUAUGAGGGUAAGACAUAAACUUGAAGGUGCAUUGGCUCGCGGAUUCACCACUUUGCGAGGUUGUGGAGGUGCAGAGUCUUACAUCAAAGCCGCUGUUAUAGAAGGAUCUGUAAUUGGCCCCCGGUUGCUGACAUGUGGCCACGCAAUCUCCCAAACAGGAGGACAUGGAGAUAUGAGACCCGCUGAUUUACCUGGUGAAGCUUUUGAUAGCUGUUCCUGUCACAUGAACGACCUUGGAGUUGUAGCGGACGGAGCAGCAGAGUGUUACAAAGUUGCUAGAGAAGAAUUAAGAAGAGGCGCAGACUUCAUCAAGAUUAUGGCUGGUGGUGGCGUUGCAUCACCAACAGAUAAAAUUACUAAUUUGCAGUUCUGCGAUGAUGAGGUUACUGCUCUUGUAAAGGUAGCUAAAACCUAUAACACUUAUGUCACGGCCCACGCAUACACUCCAGAGGCAAUCAAAGCUUGCGUUAGUUACGGAGUUAAAGGUAUAGAACACGGGAAUCUUUUGGACGAAGAAACAGCCCAACUAAUGGCCAAAGCAGGAUGUUACCUAACCCCUACUUUAGUAACCUACAAGAUAAUGGCAUCUGAUCAAUUCUCGACCUUUUUAAGUGGGUCAAAUAGGGAAAAAAAUACCCAGGUCUUGUAUCGCGGGAUUGAGGCCCUCAGAAUUGCCAAAAAAAAUGGCGUUAAAAUCUGCUAUGGAUCUGAUCUACUCGGAUCUUUGGGCGGUUACCAAACACAGGAAUUCUUUAUAAGGGGGAGAUAUCUCUCGACACAUGAAGUUCUACUAUCCGCAACUAUAACUCCAGCAGAAAUGAACGGUCUUCAAGACCAAAUUGGUGAAAUCAAACCGGGCUUCAUAGCAGACAUGUUGUUGAUGAACUCCAAUCCUUUGGAAAACAUUACGGUUCUCGACGAACCUGAAAGUAACCUUGUUUUUGUGAUGAAAGAAGGAAGGGUUUACUAA